UGACAACGGUUUCACUACCCUGAUUGGUGGCUGAUGCCAGCUGCUCUCCUAUGUUCGCUCUCAACGAAAGCGAACUUUUUCGAGGGUACGACUGUAGCUGUCGUCUCUCGCUCAAUUCAGUUGUUGUGUGUCUUUCGUACAAGUGACAGUUUUGUGUGUUGCUAACUGACAAAGGUAACGAACAAAAGUUUUCUGGGAGAGUAUUAUAGGACAGAAAAUAAUAUCAAACGAAUAGACACUCUUCUACUACAAACAUGUUUUCCAACAAACACGACUAUCUCUAAAAAGAUCAUACGGAUUUUUGUUUUUCUUCUCCAAAACGAUUUUUUCUUAACCCCCGGUAUCACAUGCUCCGAAAAAUGCAACUCUAUCGGGAGAUUGUGGUGAAGAUUGAUGGAUUUUACUAUGUCAUCUAGUGAUUUUCCCAAAAUAUUUGUUGUUUCUGCGGUGUUUUGAGUUCAGUGCUUAAUCAAGUUUUUAAUUCUGCAUUGUCUACCGGAUUCUUUUUGGUUUUUUUUUUGCCAAAAGAGAGACACUCAAAUGGGGCCAUAGGAUAACCAUCAAGAGAAGACACACACUCUCCUGUCCUGGAACAUAUGCCGGUGGAUUUUCAUCCGAUAGGAACGUAACCAAAGCAUUAAAAUUAAAUUCUCUUUUAAUAAAUUUUUGUGUAUAAUAGAAAAAAAGCACACUAAUUACCCCUAACUUAUUUAUUUAUUGAAACUAAUUUAUUUCUCGCACAUAAAUAAUUUGAAAAGAUAAAGUUGCUCUUUUAAAAACAAAUUCAAAAGUGACAUUGAAAUUAAUUUAAAAACGUUUUUUUUCGGGAAAAGACACUUAGAAGGGAAAAUCGCAAAAGUCUGAUUUGAAACCAAAAAUAAAUUUUACACCACAUAAUUUCUGCGAGAAAGAGAGGACAAUAAAAUUUCCACGCAAUAAUAUUUUGAACGAGAACGGAGCAUCAGCACAAAAUAUUGAUUUUCAUAUCACACAACAUUUUCCAUGGUUCAAUUUUUCAGUAUUAAAAAAAAAAUUGAUUUGAAGAAGGGAAAAAGGGAGAAUAUUUUCUACUAAAAAAAAAACAAAAAUUACACAAACACACAAAAAAAAAGUAACUCAAGUGUCCGAUAAAUCAGUACAAAGGAAAAUAUUUACAAAACAAAAAAAAAUAGUAAGGAAAAAAGUGUUCAAAUGUAAAAAGAUUUUUACAACUAAAAAAAAAUAGUAAAGUAAUUGACAUAAAAGAAAUCAAUACAAAAAUCAAUUCAUGUGCCCAUAAGUAAUCGUAAAAGAAGUUUAUAUUGAAAGUUACCUCUAAUAACCAAAUUGAAACGCGAUAUUUAAAAAAAAACGUGAGCAAAUCAACAAAUAACCAAAAAUAAAUCAAGAAAAUAAAAAAAUAAAACACUUUAGAGCCAGUGACCGUUUUUUCUAAAAAAAAACUCAAAAAAUAAAUUUAAAAAUAAAAAAAAAACAAUUAGUAAAAUAGUGUGAAGAGUUAUUUAUUUUUCUACUGCGAAACAUUUCACGAAUUGAAGUGUAAUUUCUGAGGGUUUUAUUUUCUUUUGGAAUUAUCGAAGCCUUCUGUUUAACAGUGUAUACCAAAAAAAGAAGAAAAUUGUGUAAAAAAGAGUCCUUGUGAAUUUGUGAGUGCCAGAUUUGACCACAAAAUCUCUACCUCGAUCGCAAAAAAACAAAAAAAAACAAACUAAGACACUGAGUACAAAUUUUCGUGUUAGUGAGUAGAGUUUGUCCCUAAAAACCAAGGAAUAGCCAAGGAUUAAACCUAACAAAAAAAACAAAACUAAAAAAGAAAUCGAAAAGAAAGGAUCUCGGCGGAUGAGCAAAAAUGUCGGCUAGACGCUAUCGCGAUGUAGCAUGGCAUCAAUGAUGAGCGCCUCAACAGAAGACGCAGCCGAUCAUAGUUUGCCCUCAUUCACAAAUUUCUCCAGCGACCUGGACCCCACCUCAUGGGAAUACUACGAGCGUGGUGAUCGCAGCACCGACGUCAUCGCAUCCCAGCAAGCCAGCAACUAUACCAGGCCCUGGGAGAUGGACUCCAAGGAUAAGGGUUUCGAGCCCUUCUCGAAGCUCCCCUCCUUCCAGAGUCAAUUCCACUCAUACUCAGAUCCACCGCUUGUGCCAGAGCCAAGCCUACCACAGCCUGUCCCUGUGCCCGUGUCCCCCAGCUCUGCAUCCCCCGGCAAUGGCUCUCUCACUCAACUCACGCCCAUCAAUCCUCUUCAAACGGGCCUGACCACUCUGCCAAGUCCCAGUUUUCACACACUAACAGCUGUCAACACACGCACCUAUCCCCUAGUACCGGCACCAAUUCAAGCCCGGGACAUACCCACCAUUCAGCAGCAGUACCUCGAUGAGCGUCAUAUUCAGCUCUAUCAGCCCAUUGCCACUUUUCCGGGACAGAAUGUCGUGACUGUGCUCAAGAAUGAACCAGCCAACUUCGAUCUGAAGAAUGGCCUGCAUCACAGUAACUUCCAGAAUCCACUGCUCGACAAUGGCUUUGAUGGCUCAAAAGCGGGCUCCGUGGCCAAGGACACAGCUUCACCCACGAGAUGUGACGUGCGCAAGAAAGAGCGCAGGAAAAUCCGAGCCAGCUCACUGGAAUCCAGUGCUGAGUCUGAGAGCAGUGCAAUGGAACUGGGCGACGUGAAUUCGGGUCAGGUGGCUGCUGUCUCCAGUACGGCCAGCUUCAAGAGCCCAAUGGGUUCCAUGGGGAUGGCUGAUGGAGGGGAGGACACGGGAGAGAAGCAGACGAAGAAGAAGCGGAAGAGGUGCGGAGAGUGCAUCGGAUGCCAGAGAAAGGACAAUUGUGGUGAUUGUGCUCCGUGCAGAAAUGAUAAGAGCCAUCAAAUUUGCAAACAGCGACGCUGUGAAAAGUUAACGGACAAAAAGCUCAUCUAUGGCGCAGAUGGGACUCUCAUUAGGGGCGAAUCCAGACGAGGCCGUGGCAAAGGAAGAGGUGGAGGCGUCAACCGAUCGAGUGUUCGUGGUCGUAAGGCUCUCAAGUUCGGUACAGUCAUCUCACCGCGUCCUCAGCCACCAACGUCAUCUAUUAGUCCAGCACCAGCAGCUGUUCCCCAGCCAUCGCCAAAUACCACCACAGCAUCCACAACCAACCAGCUGGUGGUUGUGUCCGGAGGAAGUGGAGGUGGUGUCGUGAAUCCGCCCGUUGUCGCUCAAGCCCAGCACAAUCAGCAAAAUCAGCAAUCCCAGCAGCAGGCAGUGUCCGCAGGAGGAACCACAGUACAAACCAUGAAGGAUCAACCACAGCAACCAAUGGCUCCAAUGGCCUUCUACCCUACUUGGCAGGCGGAUCCCUCGCAGGGCUGGCAGAAUCAAUUUAUCCAGCAAAUACCACAAAAUAGCCCAGCAAUAACUCCUCUCAACACAAUUGAAUUCCAACCACAGAGCUACACGUAUCAACCGAAUGGAUACGUGCAGACAGGAAUUGGUUUUGAUCCCAGUUAUGGGAGAACCUAUGCCACUCCUGUUCAGCGAUAUGAAUUCCAGGCAAAUCAAAUAGCCCCCAUCAAUCAGGUGUCACUGCAGAGUGUUAGCUUUGCACCCAGUGUCACAUAUGCCGGGCAGGUAUCAACGGGUCCAAGUCCUGUGCUACUGGCCAGUCCACAUCCCACCCAAAAUACUGUGGAUGCGACAAAGGCGUCGGGAAACGAACUGCCUGGAUAUCCGCGGGUGAACAGCGUGCCGCCGCGCUCACUCAACUGUAACGGGUAUUCAGGCGACUUUGGCGGCAACUCAUCCCAAAAUAGCCAGUCUGCCGGCCAGAUGCAGCAUUUUGGCCAACAGAGCAGCACCGCCAUGCAUCCUCCGCAAGUGCCACAGUCACCCAAUCGUAACACUGUCCAGAUGCAGAUGCCACACAAUUCGCCAUCGGCCCAGGUGCCUCAGUCCCCAAAUCACCAUCUGGGCUACUCACAGCAUCCCGGCAUGAGUCCAAUGCAGCAAUCACCCAAUCAGUCCAAUGGGAAUUCUCAUUCGCUCAGCAACAUCUCACCCAACCAUAUGAAUCAGUCGCAGCAGCAAAGUGAAUGGGGUGGAUGGAGUAGUCCGGCAAAUCCGCCGGGAAACGACAUGUUCAACCAGUCUGAUCGAGUGAAUCUCAAUACGCGACUCAAAACAAUGAUACUGAGCAAAGGAGAUGCCAAAGAUGGCUCUCAGGCUGGAAUGCAACCACCAGGAGCUGGUGCAAGUGGUGCCAAUGGUGGCCAGCAGACAUCCUCACAGACCGGUCAUUUUUUAUCGUAUAGCCACCAUCUCCGGGAAGGCGUUAGUUUAACUGACGGCAACAGGUGUCCGACCACGGAACCUGUCGGGGGUGGUGGCGAAACGUGCUGGAAGACUCCAAAAACGGAGAACUUUCAGCGACAGGAUGCUGUCUUGGCGGCACCAUAUGGUCCGUCGAGUAUUGAGAAGAGUUUGGGGGAUCCGGGUGGAGGAGGAGGAGGAACAGAGGAUCCCCUGAAGGUGACACCCAAAGUGGCUGUUGCCAGAAAGAAGGAAGAAAAACCACGCAAAGACUUCAACUACCCAAACUACAGUGAUCUCAGUUAUCCUCAAAUUCGGGGAGAGAACACUUUCUACUCCCCAUCGAUGUUUGAUGGUACCCAUGGGGCAUUUCAUCAGCCCGGCAGCAGCCUUAGGGCACCAGCUGCCAAGGAGAGACAAAGUAUUAAGCAAGAACCUACAGAUACCUACCAGAAUCCUCAACAUCAAGUGAAACUGGAAGGAUAUGAGAGAAACUACCAGAAUUUUAUUAAAUACGCUGACUAUUGCGAUGUUCAGCAGAAGCAACCACCUCAAGAGUAUCCAGGAUAUUCCCAACCCUACUACACUCCUGAUCCACUCUUUCCUGCAUCUUCCUAUCCCAACUACCCAACUUAUACCCCGCAGAAUCCUCCAGAAUUUCCUCCAAUGACUUUCCCAGGACCCACAACGGAAACUGAAAAGCCUGAAUUGCCUGCCCAGACGAACUUUGAGAAGGAAAUCCCUGCCCAUACCUAUCACAUACCCACAAGGACCCAUAUUGAUUCCCAUCCUCACUGUAGUCCGGAAAAUAUGGACACGCAGAAAUUAGCUGGGUAUCCAUUCCUGGGGGAGGGAGGUCCGGCUGCAAUUAAGGAUCCGUCAGGGUUUUCGUGUUGCCGCAAAGGUAGCACGGCUGUUCCGACGUCAGAACACCUCAAGGACGGAUCCUGCAUAGGUCUUCAGACCAAGGAUGAGAUUUUAUUGGAGGGUGAAGAGAAGGAGGAAGAGGCUCCAGCAGUUGUCAAAGAGGAGGCACCAUCGACCCCAGUGGACAGGACUGAGAAGAACACAAAGCCCGAAGUGCCUGACUGUGACUGUUUUCCAUCUGACAAGACACCACCCGAACCCGGGAGCUACUAUACCCAUCUUGGCGCAGCUGCAACCCUAUCAGACCUGAGGAGUGACAUGGAAGCCAGGAUUGGGGUAUCAGGACGUCAGCUGAGAAUUGAAAAAAUCAUCUACACGGGAAAGGAAGGCAAGACAAGUCAAGGAUGUCCACUGGCUAAGUGGAUAAUUCGUCGUGCUGAUCCUGAAGAAAAGAUCUUGUGUGUGGUUAAAAGGAGACAGGGGCAUCGGUGUCAGGCGUCCUUUAUUGUGGUGUGCAUCGUAGCAUGGGAUGGGAUACCCACCCAUGAGGCUGACAGUGUGUACAAAAUGUUGAUUCAUAAGCUCAAUAAAUUCGGAUUACCCACAACGAGACGUUGCGCCACAAAUGAGAAUCGAACAUGUGCUUGUCAAGGAUUGGAUCCUGAAUCUUGUGGUGCUUCCUACAGCUUUGGCUGUUCAUGGUCCAUGUACUACAAUGGAUGCAAAUAUGCCAGAUCCAAGACUGUAAGGAAGUUUCGGUUGUCCGUGAAGACAGAGGAGGCGGAAAUUGAGGAGAGGAUGAAUAUCCUAGCCACAAUGCUCGGUCCACUCUAUGUCACGGCCACGCCGAAAGCCUUUGAAAAUCAAUGCAAGUACGAAAGAGAAGCUCCAGACUGUCGACUGGGGCUGAAGCCAGGAAAACCAUUUUCUGGCGUUACUGCUUGCAUGGAUUUCUGUGCUCAUGCCCAUCGAGAUCUCCACAAUAUGCAGGAUGGAUGCACUGUCCAGGUGGCUUUGCUGAAACAGAGACCACCUGGAGUUCCACCAUCAACUGCAGACGAUGAGCAGCUUCAUGUCUUGCCACUCUACGUCAUGGAUACAACCGAUGAGUUUGGGAGUGCAGAUGGUCAGAAAGACAAGCACAAAAGUGGUGCAGUUCAGGUCCUCGAGAAAUUCCCCUGCGAAGUUAGAAUCCGGUCGACUCCUCUACAGCCCUGUCGACGACACGGAAAGAAGCGCAAUGGGAAAGAUGUGGGAGCUGAAGAACUUCCAGAUCCUCCGCCACCUCCAAUAACCGGUGGAGGAGGAGGAUCGACACCCUCUAAGAAGGACAAUGCAAAAAUGGCCAAAGGAAAGGGAGCGGUUGAGAAAGGAGGAAAUGGAAAACCACCACCGCCUUCUUCUUGUCAGUCCCCAAGAUCCUCUACCCCAGGAACACCUGGGGGAUCAACAGCUGCUACAGGAACCAGUGCCUUCUCGGCACCUGUCAAUACCAUGAUGAACUCCAAUAGUAGCCUCCUGAACAUGGCCUCAAUGAUUGACAACUUCACAGAUGCCCAGUUACAGAGCAAUCAAAUUUCCAGUACUGUCCUUGACUCUCCCUACUCCUAUGACUACAACACGGGUUCCUAUAUUGAUUCCCGAAACUACUAUGGUCAGUGGCCAGACUACGGAGCCUACAAUGACAGAACGGAGCAGGUAAAGAGUCGAGGCAGUGAAGAGAAUCCAGAUUCGACAACAUUGCCCAGUUCUGGAUCAUCUGCCUUCAGUCCUAGUGUUCCUGUGGAAACCAAGGUACCCACUUGUGCCAUGGAAGAUUACAAGGAUACGGGAUUUGUUAAGCCAAAGGCACCAGAAUACCCACCAACUUACGGAUAUCCUCAUCAUCCAAACACAUACUCCAUGUAUCCGCCCUACUCGCCCUAUGAUCACUACCAAAACAUGGAUUACUACGGAAAUGAGAAGUUGCGGUACAAUUUUGGAUACCCACAGACUCCCUAUCAUCAUCCCUACAACAUGUACCCAAAUGCUGCACCAGCUCCACCACCGCCAGCACCUCCAUCAGCACCCAAUUGGUGCAUGUAUCCGCCCCAGGCUUCAACUGCCCUCGCGCCUCCGCCUAUGAUGAUGCCACCGAAGGCAGAGAUUGUGCCGAAGCCCGAGCCAAUUGGGGAAGUAGCAGAAAUCAAUGACAACCUUGAGUGCUUCCAGGAUUCCCAAAUGGGCGGAGUGGCGAUAGCUCUGGGGCAUGGGAGUGUCCUGUUUGAGUGUGCUAAGCACGAGAUGCACGCCACAACUGCCCUGAGGCGUCCGAAUCGUCUCAAUCCCACCAGAAUCACGCUAAUCUUCUACCAGCAUCGCAAUCUCAACCGGCCGAAACAUGGAACAGAAGAGUGGGAAGAGAAGAUGCGAGUGAAGAAACAGAAUGCAGCUGAGGAGGCACGAGCGGCAGCUGCAGCUGAAAGUGGCGGUGCCAGUGUGAAACAGGAACCCAGAGAUCAGACAAAAGGACCCUCUGCGGAUAAAGCCUCCAAAACUCCAGAGAUCGCUUGAAAGGUACUGAGAAGACUUUUUUUGUAAAAAUAUUAUUUUUAUUAAAUAUAUUUUACUAUUCACAUUUUAAAAUGUAUCUUUCGAGAUUCUAAGAAAAAAAGGACAAAAUGGUAGUUUUUGCUUGUUAGAAAAUACUAUUCUCCAAAUUUUUUUUCUUUAAAUUUAAGUAAAUAUAUAUUUUAGUAAUUUGAAAGUUAGUUGCGUGAGAGGAAAUGGAAAGAAAAGCCAAAAUUUUAUAUAAUAAUUAUCAAUUUUAUUAAUGAAGCAAAAAAAAUAAAACUAUCGAACUUAUUGGCCAUAUUAAUCAUGUUUUGUGUGUUUUUUUUUUCUUUGUAAUAAGGAAAAUUAUUGAAUAUUUUUUACGUUUUUUUUGUGUAAACUAUUCUUGUAUUUUUUUGACUAUAUAUAAUUCUCACUUUUGUAAUUUAAUUAUUUGAUUCUCGUUUUUUGCGGUAUUUAUUCGUGUAAAAUGUUUUUUUUUUCUAAUUUUAUUAUUUUGAAAUACGAAAUUAUUUAAAGAAAAAUCAGUUUUUAAGCAAUUUCCCAAUGCCAUAUUUAAAUUAAAAAAAAAAAAGAAAAAUUAAUAAAACAAAAAAGGAAUCGAUUAGAUCAAAACUAAAUGAGAAAAUACUCGAAAUUGAAAAGCCCAAAUGUAAAAUUAAAAAAAAAAUAAAUAAAAUUUUUAGAGAGUCCUAAAGGGAGAUUGCGGGGAAAGCUUUCCUUGCAAUUUUUCCUUUUGCUUGUAUAGUCAAUCAAAUUCUAAAAUUCCACUUUAUAAAUAACAGAGAGGAUUGUGCGUACUACUUGGACUUUUAAAAAAAAUAUUGUAUAAUGUAGAAUAUAAGAUUGGGAGACAGAAAGAAAAAUUUAGCGACAGAUUUAGAGAGUAGCUUUUAAGAAAAAAAAUAUUAUUGAAUGUCAUAAAUACUGUUUGCGUGGGAAGAAAAUUUAAAAAAAAAUAAAAGAAUAAACGCAAGUUUAAAAAAGAAAAAUAGUCAUUUCUACCACAAUCUUAUUGAAAUAAAAAAAUAGACUGUUAAAAUUGGGAUGAGAAAUUUGAAAAAGAAAAAAUUGCGCAUGAAAAGUAAAAGGUUCUUGUUCGAAGAAAUUAAAAUGAAAAUUUAAAAAAUAAAAAAAGAAACAAUUUAAAAAGUGAGAAAAAAAAUGCUGAAUGAAAGAAAGAAUAUUUUAUGAUUGAGAAAAGGAAAAAAAACUUAAUAAAAGUAUUGAAAUAAAACUAUUAAUAUAUUUAAUAAAUUUUAAGAUGUAAUAAAAAAAACUUCUAUCAAUGAGAAAAAUAGAGAUGAAGAAACAAAUGAAAUACAGUAACAAUUUUUAUUGAUAAUUAUAUUAUAUUAAAAGGAAAAGUGAAACAAGAGGAGGAAAAGGAAAAAACGUAAAAAUGAAAUAUAGUGCUAGAAUUUAAUUAAUAGAAUAUAUAUAUUUCUGAUGAGAGACAGAGAAAAAAACAUAGGAUAUUUAAAAAAAAAAAAAGAGAAAAGUAAUAAUGAAUGAGAAAUAAUGUUUGAAGAUAUUUAAAAGUAAUAUUAUUGAGAAAAUAAACAAAAAAAAACAUACCAAGAAUAUAAAAAAAAUGAAAAGACAUGAAAUUUAUCCAUUCCGAGGGUUUUAAUUCAUUUUUAUUUUUCUUUAUAAGAAUACUUUUUUUUACCCCGACAGCUCUUCUCUUUAUUUUCACGUUGAAAAAAAAAUAAGAAAAUGACCUUUACCAAACACAAAAUAAAUAAAAGAAAUUAUGGCAAUCAACAAAAAAAAUAAAAUAAAAUUAAAAUUUGAAGAAAAGAAAUAGAGAGAUUAAGUGCAAGUGAUAGAAAUUAAAUCAUAUCCUUUUUGAGAACGAAAGCAAAUUUAAACUAAAUAAAUAGAGAAAUGAAAAAAAAAUCAUCAUCUUUUUCCAUUUCAUUCACUUCAUUUUCAUUCACAUUCAUCUUAUUUGUAAAAAAAAAACAAUUUAAAAAAAGACUAUCGACUUUGAUGGCAUUUUUUUAAAAAAAGAAAAAAAAGCGACGGCAUCCCAGUGACUAAAUAUUAAAUUUAAUAAUUUAUUAAAUUAAUCAUAAAGUAUUAUUGUAAUGUCUUUUUACCUUUGUAAAUACUUUUUUAACUUAUUUAAUCGACAAUUCUUCAUUGAGCAUUAUUUUAGACUCUUCCAAAAAAAAAACAAA
Molecule: messenger RNA, 9893 nt
Organism: Phlebotomus papatasi
Lineage: Eukaryota; Metazoa; Arthropoda; Insecta; Diptera; Psychodidae
Gene: Tet
Product: methylcytosine dioxygenase TET
Exons: 14
Coding region: 1879-7707 (1942 amino acids)
Biological process (GO): positive regulation of transcription by RNA polymerase II; oxidative demethylation
Cellular component (GO): nucleus
Molecular function (GO): DNA 5-methylcytosine dioxygenase activity; zinc ion binding; DNA binding
Source: RefSeq, a predicted model, not a curated record